Rotaria socialis is the source of this 1929-nucleotide messenger RNA. The record is from the annotation of a GenBank genome assembly. Lineage: Eukaryota; Metazoa; Rotifera; Eurotatoria; Philodinida; Philodinidae.
AUGACUCUUACGUUUGAAUCAUUACCGAAUGAAAUAUGGCUUAGUAUUUUUACUUAUCUACCUUCACGCCAUACUUGGCGAGCUUUUUUUGGUAUUAAUAGACGUUUGAAUCAACUACUGACUUCUGAUCUUAUUCGUCAUACUAUCGACUUGAAAGAUAUAUCUUAUUCUGAAAUAGUUGAACUACUUGACGAACGUGAUAAUAAUAAUUCACAUGAUCAUCGAUGGCAAGCAGAAUUUGUUUCUCAUGCUCACGCGAUUUGUCUUGAAAAUAAAUUUGAUUAUGAGAUACUAAUCGAUCGAUGGAUAGCUACAAAGACAAAUUGGAAAUUAUCAUCUCUACGAAUUAUUUAUAUUUUACCAGAAGCUAUAACAAGCAUUUAUUCAUUACUUCGAGAACUUAAAUUUACAAUAUUUCUCGAAUCACAACUUCAUUAUCUUCAUCUUGUUUUUGACGAUCCAUGUUACACUUAUCAUUCUAUUUUGUCAGAAAUCGUUGAAAAACGUAUUUCAUAUCCAAUUAUGAUACUUGAAGUAACAAGAGGACAUCAAUAUCAACGUUGGGAACGUAGAGAAGACUUGUACAAUAUAAAACAUCCGCUGCAUUGGAUACACACUGUACGCUUGACUCUUAGUUUACAACAUUCAUCUGAACUUAUUCUUCUCUUCAUGCCUGCAGCUUUACCAUUGCUUGAACAUUUAAAUGUAACUAUCGAACAGCCACGAAAGGAUUUAAUAUCUAAAAGAGGUCAAUCAACAGAACGUUUUGAAUUGUGCGAAAAAGAUCUCCGUUGUACAACUGCUACUGGUACAAAACUUCGAUCAUUUGUCUUACGGCAAAUAGAACUCGAUGAUCUUUUGAUUUUAUUCAAUACACUCAGCUUUCCUCUGCUUCACACACUCACAUUGGUUGAUAUACAUGAUAAAUCUUUAGAUAAUUUGCUAGCUUUUCAACAAUCGGUUAGUCCUACAAAUUUACCUUCUCUUAAACACGAUCAAUUUCAAUUUUUGCUUCGAUUUCCUGCUGAGUACGAGCAUGAAUGGAUUCAUAGAUAUCAUAAUAAUGGAUGGCCAUUUGAUAAUGUUAGUUUUCAUGUAGAUGAACAUCUUGUGGAACAGCUCAGUUAUUCCUCUCCGUUAGAUAUUAUUGAAGCUGUAUUUAUUGUCUACUCUGUUCCUUCUGAUAUAUUGAAACAUAUGCGCACUGUACACAAUUAUGAACUUUUUACUCGUCAUUCAACGAUAAUUCGAAAAGACUUUGUUUGUCAAAACAUGGAAUGGCUAUGCAAGUGGACAAACAAUGAAAUCCAGUUAAUUACAAGUCUUAAAACAAUGAGAAACAUCGAGGCGCUUCGUUGUUUUUGUGUCGGAAUAAAUAAUCAACCAGAAAUUUUCAUAACUCCAACACACGCUAAUUUAUGCCAUCAUCUUCGUUCGUUGACGUUUCGAUUCAAGCAGCAUGUUUCCUACCAGAGUUCAACGCACUAUUCACCAUUGCAAAUAAUUCUGGACGUAUCACCUCAUCUGUCCUAUCUCAAUGUGAGAUGGAGAGAUCUUUCUCACUGUUCUGGUAGGUAUCCAAUGAUCACACAUGUUCAUCUCACCAUUUAUGGAUGGGAACGUAGAGAUUUUUCUGCAAGUCGAUUAAGUAUACUCAUACCUAAAGUGCAUUAUCUCGCUAUUGGUGGGGAACAUUUGAUAAGAGAAAAACAAAUGGUCGAUUUUGUAUUGGAAUUGCUGAUCGAUAAGGCUCAUUUUCGUGAAUUAAUACUACUACAAAUAAAUAAAAAUGAUAAUGCCAGACUUAAACCCCAUGUAAAAGCAAAUACUAAACAAGCAAUUAUAGAAAAGAUCGAUCGCCUACAAGACUCAACUAUGACUCAAAUUGAAUUUUCUUACCACAACCAGCUGAGUAUUUGGCUUUGCUAA